Messenger RNA from Trichomonas vaginalis G3, 795 nucleotides. Its product is annotated as SGF29 tudor-like domain family. The transcript has a single exon. The record is from RefSeq and is a predicted model, not a curated record. Bases 1 to 795 code for a protein of 264 amino acids. Lineage: Eukaryota; Parabasalia; Trichomonadida; Trichomonadidae. Gene Ontology annotation, cellular component: SAGA complex.
AUGAGUUCCAAUCUCAUGACCAAGCUUAAGGAAACUAUUAAUUAUGUGACCACAUUAAAUCAACUUGUUACUCAAAUAAAACAAAUAGAAACAGAUUUUUAUCAAAAUCCUGGACAAGGAAUUGCCAAAGAAUGUGAGACUUACCAAGGAAUUAUUGGCCAGACUUAUGAUAAGUCUAUUGAUUCUGUAAACACAACAAUCAAUGCAAUUGAACAAAUUCUUGAGCAGAGAUCAAAAUCUGGUUCAAGAGUUGAAACGUCGAUGCCAACCAGAGAGGAGUUAGAUGGAUUACUUUUGAAUCUUUUCCAUGGUAAACCUAAAACUAGACAUGCUCCAAUCCCUAAUUAUUGCGGUUGUUACGCUUACAGGUCUAGAACUCCAAGUCAGAAUCAAUUUGUAUGCGCAAAUAUUAAUAGACAAUUUUUACUCAUGAUGGUUUACAAAUAUGAGAAUGAUACCGUUUAUGUAAUUGAUCCUUAUACAAAUUCUUCAAAUACCGAUGUCAUUGAACUAAAAUCAGACCAGUGGACACCACUGCCUACAAUUAUCCCUGAAAAACCAAUCGCUCGUUGGGAACACGCAAAAAAUGCAAAAGUUUUAGCACUUAUGCCAGCAGAAGGAUCACGAACCUUCUUCCCUGCUACAGUCAUUGCACGACCAUACGAUAUAGUCAGUGAUGGUAAUCCAGAUCAAAUUCGAGGUUAUCAAUUAGAUUUCGGCGAUGAUGACCCCAGAAUUAUACCAGAGCAAUUUGUUGUUAACUUCCCAGAAAAUUGGAAGAGUUUAAUGGAAUAA